Molecule: messenger RNA, 363 nt
Organism: Phytomonas sp. EM1
Lineage: Eukaryota; Euglenozoa; Kinetoplastea; Trypanosomatida; Trypanosomatidae
Source: the annotation of a GenBank genome assembly
AUGUCGUUUAUCACGUUAACCUUUGAGUGUAUUGAAAAGCACUAUGGGCCCUUGACGUAUGAAAAUUUCGCCAAUUUUAUAAAGGAUAUGUUCUAUAUGGAUCGACCGGAUAUCGUCCGCCACACGCCCCGCAUUUUCCGCACUUUGGAUGCGAAGCGUCGGGGGGAGAUUAGCUUUGAGGAUUUGUGCAGUUGGUUCGCGAAGAAACUGAGCUGUGGGGGGAACCUGAAGCCGGAUGCGCACUUUUUGGCGAUCGCCAUGACGCUACGGCUUCCAUUGGCGCUGGUUCUUAAUCAGAAACCACUUUGGCAGGGGAAGAGAUGCGCGUUUGAUUCUUUUUCAGAUGGGGAUAUUGAAUACUAA